CAGAGCUACCUGAAAAAAUUCUUCAACCUAACAGAGGAGACCGGUCCUACUAUCCGGCGGGGGUUCAGCCCAGUGAGCAGGAAGCUGAUUGAGAUGCAGAGAUUCUUUGGUCUCCAGAUCACCGGGACGCUGGAUGCUGACACCGUGGCAAUCAUGAAGAAGCCUCGCUGUGGUGUUCCAGACGAAAAUCUUGCCCGUUUCUCCACGUUUGGACAGCACAAGUGGCAGAAAAACAGCAUUACCUACAGGAUAGAGAACUACACUCCGGACAUGUCUGUGUCAGAGGUAGAUGAUUCUAUAGAGAGAGCUCUGCAGGUUUGGGCCAAAGUCACUCCUCUGAGUUUCACUAGAAUCAACAGCGGCACCGCUGACAUCAUGAUCUCCUUUGGCCGCCAAUCACAUGGUGAUUAUUACCCCUUUGAUGGCCCUGGUGGUACUCUUGCCCAUGCAUUCGCCCCAUCCACUGGCAUUGGUGGAGAUGCUCAUUUUGACGAGGAUGAGGACUUCACUUACCGGUCAAACAGAGGCUACGUCCUCUUCAUGGUGGCUGCCCAUGAGUUUGGCCACUCCCUGGGCUUGUCUCACUCUGAUGAUGCUGGUGCUCUCAUGUACCCUGUGUACACAUACAGAAAUCCUGACACCUUCAUCCUGCCCCGGGACGAUGUCAACGGCAUCCAGUCUCUCUAUGGUCCAAACACUGGUAAAGAUCCCUCUGGAAAGGAACCACAGCCCCCCACCACUCCUGAUGCCUGUGAUUCAACCAUGGUCUUGGAUGCUGUCACCACCCUGCGAGGAGAGAUGUUCUUCUUCAAGGACAGCUUCUUCUGGCGGAUCUACCCUCAGAGCAGCACACCUCAGCAGAGUCUCAUCACAAACUUCUGGCCCGAUGCCCCCUCCAACAUCGACGCUGCUUAUGAAAGCCGAAACUCAGACAAAGUCUAUCUCUUUAAAGGCCGUAAAGUGUGGGCCUUCAGAGGUUAUGAUCUUGUACGUGGAUAUCCUAAAAGGCUCUCCAGGUUUGGUUUCCCAAGAGGUGUGAGGAAAAUCGAUGCUGCCCUUUUUGAUGCAGAAUCCGGCAAGACUCUGUUCUUUGUAGGCAGCAAAUACUUCAGUUACGAUGAGGGCAGAAAGACCAUGGAACGGGAAUCUCCCAAGAUAGUCGAUCAGACCUUCUCUGGCCUGAAUGGCAGGGUGACUGCAGCCGUCCAGUACCGAGGUUUUACUUACAUCUGCACUGGACCCUACAUAUUUGAGUACAGGUCCAGGACGUUGAACCGUGUGCUGAGGAACAGCUUCUUCCUGCCCUGCAGUAACUUCUAGUCCUCUUCAUCAAGU
Molecule: messenger RNA, 1335 nt
Organism: Notothenia coriiceps (black rockcod)
Lineage: Eukaryota; Metazoa; Chordata; Actinopteri; Perciformes; Nototheniidae
Product: collagenase 3-like
Exons: 9
Coding region: 94-1320 (408 amino acids)
Biological process (GO): proteolysis; extracellular matrix organization; collagen catabolic process
Cellular component (GO): extracellular matrix
Molecular function (GO): metalloendopeptidase activity; zinc ion binding
Source: RefSeq, a predicted model, not a curated record